UUGAUUGUUGAUAAGCAUUUCAUUUACAAGCAAAUUAUGUUCGCAAUCAGGUCUUGUUGGGAGUCAUGAAGGAGCCCAGGUGUGUUUACUCACCUAGCUUCGUAAAUAGCUCUUGUUAUUGCGGCAAUCGUUCUGUAAUAUCCCCGAUAAGGACAAAAAUACAGAAUGGUCGGCCGGUAAGUUAAUUUUUUGUACCUUUAGAUACAAUAUUUUGAGCUUAUUACAGAGUAUUAUUGAUAACAAUAUCCAUGUAAGGGAAGUUCGGUAGUGCGAUUCAGCCAUGUUUGAGGUUAGAGAGGAUGUGGCUUCCUCUAUCGAUAAUUUUAUAUCCUUUCUGGCGUGAAUUCUGUUUGUAUGCUUAAGAAAAAAAAUUCUGUACGUCCAUGUGCUUGUAGCGUGCAUUCGGUAUAUAUAUUGAGGUAGCUUUAUACUACCACUCCUGAUCACUCAAACUUUUUUGAUCACAAAAAUCACGAAAUUCCAAUUCGUUGGAUUUCGUGUUUUCUUUGAAGACCUCCAAUCAAGUGUCAAAAUACAAAACAGAAAGGAAAGAAAUAUUACCUAGAGAAAUCUCAUUUUGGGUUGUUGUAUGAAUUAAAUGUCGAGGUGGAUGAGAUGAUUGUGAAGAUAAAUUGAUUUUAAAGUGGAGAGAAAAUUAACCAAGUACAUUUUUCCUUUCUUUGGGCAUUUGACACGCAUUUGAAAAAUCACAAAGGUCCCCUCUCAGACUGAAAUAUUCUAGAAUAUUUUUGGAGCUUUAAGUUGAUAGGUACUUAAUGUUUGUGGUGCUUUUGUGUUGGAAGGGGGGAGAAGAAUUACAAGAUAAUUUGGUUUUAUCAACAUGAUGUAAAUUGGCCUCCAUUAGGAGUUUCUAAAGCCAAUGUUUCAAAACCCAGCUUUUUGUCAGAGCAUAACACAAAGGGUUAGAGCCCAAAAACCAUUAUUAGCUUAAGAAACUCUUUACGGUGGCCUAUUAACAUUAUCAACUCAAUUGAGAACACUACAUUAUCUUGUAAUUACAGAAUCAUUUCCCUUGUCACAAUAACUUUUUAUUCAUCUGAUAAGAUACAGUAUAAACAAUUUUGUUCUUUUUUGUUCAUUAGGAUCUCAAUACGAUGGACCAGUCUUCCUUCUUUUCUUAGACCAGGAAUAAUAUCAUCCUCCUCAGACAGUACAUGUUCUUCUACAAGAAGACUAUUCUCUCACAUGUGUGGACUACAAAAAGACUCACUGCGAACUUUUAUUUUUCUAGCUGUUAUUUUUAUCAUUGUUUUACUAGGAACUCUUUUUCUUGUUGGUAAUGUGAAUUGGUAUGGUAACAGAACUAGACGCUUUGCGUCAACAGAUUUUUAUGAACAUGGAGCUGAUUCUCACCAUCAUUAUGGCAUUGUCAUUGACUGCGGAAGUAGUGGAUCUCGUGUGUUUAUUUAUUACUGGCCACCUCACAAUGGUAAUCCAGAUGAGUUGCUACAAAUUAAACAAAUGAAAGAUACCAGGGGAAAUCCAGUCAGAAUGAAAAUCAAACCAGGUAUAAUCUUCAGGACUGAUUCUCUGAAUUACAUCUGCAGUAUUAGCUCUCCAUGCCUGUUGGUAUUUAGAUGUACCCUUCCCUGAGCCCAGUAAAAAGAAAUGGUAUUAGGACCAAGUGGAGAGAAACUGAGGUCGUAAUUGAGCAAAUUAUUAUUUCAUAUUGGCUGAGCAAGUAACACAAGGCUGAUCUGAAAUUAUGAGCAAAUCACCCCUGAAUUAUGUGACACAAAGUCUGAUUACCAAUUCAUUGUGUCAGUACAAGAUGCAAGUUACUUAGGGGUGAAAAAUGUAAUGCAAAAGCAUGUACCCUUCUCAUUGAUACCCAAUAAUGGUCAUUGGACCAGUUAGUUUUUCCUUUUUAUUCUCAUCACUUGUCUGUUUGACAUUGUAUUGAUAUUGUAAGGAGAAAUUCUAUCUUGGUCACUCAUGAGAGUUUAAGGUUCAAUUUAUGCUGCUGUUACUUAUGGACUCUUUAAAACUUUGAUUUCAGGGAUCUCUAGUCAAGUUCAUCGGCCGUCAGAUGCAUCAUCCUACAUUGAUCCUCUUCUCUCAUUUGCUGCACAACAAAUCCCUGAACACAAGCACAAAGAAACACCUCUUUAUAUCCUGGCUACUGCUGGCAUGCGAAUGCUUUCUGUUGCUGAUCAAGAAGCUAUUUUAGAUGACUUAAGAGUGGAUGUUCCUUUGAAAUACAAUUUCCAUUUCACAUCAUCUCAUGUUGAGGUCAUUACAGGAAAGCAAGAAGGUACAUGAGGAUGUAUAUUUAGUCAAAUAAUGCUGUACUUAAUGAAUUUUGUAAUUGUUUUGUUGUCAGUAAUGUACAAAGUUCAUCUUGCAUGCUAUUGUACACUGAAUUACUGGUCUAGUGCAAACAUAAUCUGCCAAAAUGGUUUUCCAAACCUAUCUAGAACAAAGCAAUUACAAAAUUAUAACCCAUUAUUAUAGUAUCUUUAAAAAAUUAUUGGGGGGAAUGGUAACCAAGUUACAAGCUUAGUCCUCUGGAGGGUCUUGACAAUCUGCUCUAGCGAGAUCAAACCCCAACAGUAAUUGAUAGCUUCCCAAUGUAUGAAAUGAGUUGGUCUUUUGCUGUGUAGUCUUUUGUAGUGGAUUUAGUGCAUUAAGCUACAUUAGUGUUGCACAAGAUCAUUCUCUGAACAACAUUUUCCACACCAGUUUAGGUUUAACAUGACUAGUCUUUUCUUCAGUCACCUUGAUAAAAAACGACCUUUUCAUGGCAAAACUUGAUGAAAUUUUCUAGUGUGGACAACUUGAAAAGCAAAUUUUGAUUUUGAAUUGGAAGACUUUAGUUACAUUCAACUCUUCUCUAAACCACAGUGUAAAAAAUCAUGCUUAUGUGUGAAAGAUGAGCUAGUCAUCAGUUUUUGGUUAUUGAAUAAUGCUUUGAGGUACUGCAUAUCUUAUUUCACAGGAAUUUAUUCAUGGAUUGGAGUCAACUUUGAGUUGGGAAGAUUUGAUCAUUCACAUGAUAGUCAAGGUAUUUUACUUACCAGUUCUGUACAUGGCGUAAUUUUUUCAGGUUUUUAUUUCCAACAAAUUAAAUCUAUGGCUAGAUGAAUGAGUAAUGACCUCAUGAGAAAUUUCAAUAACUCUUUAUAUCCCAGUAUCAGUGUUUAUUUUCUCCUUACUCCUCUCUAUAAAUUUCCUUGUGUACUGAUAGGGAGUAAUUCAUUUAAAAGUCAAUGCUUCCAAGAUAAUAGUAAUCAUUUCCUUUAUUCUCUCGAUCUUAAUGCAUGAUUCAGCAGUGUUACUAUGAAAAGAAAUAAGAUUUUGGUCACUCUUAGGGUUUUUAAGGGAUAAUGAUACACUGUAAUGUGAAACAAAGGGAUCAAAUUAGCCUUGGUAAUUGAAGUUUCUAUCAUAGAGGUCUAGUGCUUAAGAACAGAGGUGUUUUCAUUGAAUUAUAUAACCAUGGUUAGUGGUGGUGUCAGGACACUCAAAGAAAAGCUGGAAGAAAUUGAAGAUGAUGACAACCAUGUCUCAGUAAAUAGGUUUGGGAUUUCUGACUGCGCACAAUAUUUUGUUGUUGUGAUUGCAUAUCAUGUUUGAAUAAAUUUGAGGUAUGUCUCCACUCGUCUGUUUGCAGUGAUCAAUUGUGCAUAGUUAGGUCCAAAAAUGGACUGAAAAUUUGUAAGAAAUCUGUUGAGUGUCCUAACCAGGAAACAAACUCGCUACUAACUGUGAUGUAAGGAGCAGAAAUUAUUUGUUAAAGUGAGCAUAUUUUGUAAACUUUGUAAUUUUAUAUUAUGAUUUUAAUUUAACAGAGUCACCACUGAACAACAGUGUAUCAGAAGUUAGCCGUAAAAGUACAGUGGGGUCUCUUGACAUGGGUGGAGGCUCUGCACAAAUUGCGUUUGAAGUUGGGAAGUCUGUAAGUACCCAAAGGAUAACAACAUGACAAUAAUGAUAUUAGUGAUAGUUUAGUUAGUUAUCUCAUUCCUAGUUAACCCUUUAACUCCCAUAAGUGACCAAGACAGAAUUUCUCCAAACAAUGUGAAUACAAUAACAUCCAGAUAAGUGAUGAGAAUAAAGAAAAAUAUCAAUUUGGGGAUAGUUAGUUUAUCCAAUACUAAAUUCCUUGAACUGAUAUUGUAAGAAUUGUAUGGUUGACAGUAUGGAGAAUUACAAAUUUGAUCUGAGAGUUAAAGGGUUGAGUGACUGACCUGCCUCAAACUAGCUAUGGCUGUUUGCAAGCCAGUCAAUGUAAUAUUGAUAAUCUGAAAAUGGAAUUAAAAAAGUGUGAAAGGAGUAAAAAAUAAAAGAUUUGAUGAAGAUAAUGGAAGAGGUAACUAAAUUCACUUCUAAGAAAAUUUUCAUGAUUCACGCACGAACUCACUAAAAUGACUUAAGAUAUGCUUUGUAAAUAAUUGUGGACUAUUAAGUUGAUUCGAUUGAAGAGGCAAGAUAAGGAAACCAGCGUAUAACAUUCCUCUGUGUUUUAGGUAUGGGUUCCAUCAGAGUUAAGUGCACAAGUCAACCUGGGUUGUGACUCCCACAAAACUACACACAAUUAUCAUCUCUAUGUUGCUACGUUCCUUGGGUUUGGCGGCAAUGCUGCUAGAGACAGAUUCACAAAGCUUGUCAUCACCAAGAAUAGAACAUUGAGCAUUGAUGAGUAAGUAAUUAUUCCAAGAGACAAAGUAAACGAGGAAAGUAAUCGUUUCAUGUUGUCCUUAAGUAGCAUCUUAAAAUGGUACAAUGGUUUCUUACGAGGCAUUUAAUAAGCAAAUUGAAAACAAGUCUGCAAGCUUUCACCUACUCAGAUCCCUGACGAUAUUGUGGAUCAGUGGAAGCUCUGAGACUUGUAUAAGUCAUUUUUGCUUUUUACAGUAGUUUAAAUUCUUACUACUUACUGCUAAUGUUCAAGAAAAGAAUAUGGACGGUUAAUUCUUUCACGACUAAUGGUUAAAACAAACCUUGCCUAUCUUUAUUCAGUGUUUUGUUCUUUUUCCAACCUGAUGCAAAACGUUUUCCAAACCCUCACUUCACAGAGACUUUUUCUCAAGUGACGCGCCAAAAAAAGUUUUGAUUUAAUGCGUCUCUCUUGCAUUUCAUGUAUCACAUGUACCACAUCAUUAUUCUCUUUGCAUACACAGCACAUCUGGUGCGUAUCUCGAUCCAUGUUUACCCGCUGAAUGCACAGAGCAAGGAACUUACAAGGGAAAGAAAUACAACUUCCUUGGAACAGGAGAAUAUAUCAAAUGUAAAGAACUGAUUCUUCCACUACUGAACCGUACCAGACCCUGCCCAAAAAAGCCCUGUUCGUUUAACGCUGUCUAUCAGCCUCGUAUUGAUUACGAGACCGUAGAAUUUUACGGAUUCUCCGAGUAUUGGUAUUCAAUGCAUGAUGUCUUGAGAAUCGGGGGACAGUACAGUGCGAGUAGCAUGAGGCAAGCUGUAGAGGUGAGAUUUUCGAUUCUUAGCAAAUCCUAAACGUCUACCGACACAACACAGCGGUCAUAUGUUGGGCAUGCGCGAGGUGAUUAAUUCUAGCCGGCCGCGCGCCAAUUUCCCGCGCAAAAUUUCAAAGCUUAAAAUGAGAAACAACCGCUGUCUCGCAAAAUAAAUGGAAGAAGAUUGAUACGUUCCUAGAAAUCUGUAAAAGGAAAGCUCAAGACUGUUCGAAGAUAAAGUUCAUUCAAGUACGAGUAACCUGUUAAUUUACCAUUCUGUUUGGAGCCUUACAAAAACCGUUUUUGCGCUUCUAAAACACGGUGACUUACUUUCUUGUGCGGUUGUUUUUAUCUCGUGUGAGACAAUUCGGUUCUGACACCGUGAAGCACGUUACCGACAUUACCUCAGUAGUCCGUACAACCGCUGUGUUUCGUUUACCGUACCAAUUUCUGAGAGCUUUUAUACUCAGCUGUAAAAUAGGGAACAGUGUGUUAGAGUCUUCAUUACAGUUCUUACCACAAAGCUUGUCGACUAUAAAACUGACUUUUUCCGAUACCAUUUCAGGAAUUCUGCAGUACACGUUGGUCUACUCUCGUAUCACGCCAUUCUAAAGGCCUCUACCCCUUUGCAGAUGACCACAGGCUCAAGUAAGACAGUUUAUUUGCAACGUUCGGGAUUCAACUUGCCGUAAUUCGUAAAAAAAAACCCAAGUAAUCGCAAGGGUCAAUCAGAACAACAGAAAAUAAAACAUGAAGCCAAUGAGAACUCAAGGCUUAGACCUGCGCCGUAAGCGCGGAAAAUGAAAGCGACUAAGGCGCCAUCGGUUUUGCAUUUAAUUGGUUUAUAUGGUGAUGUGGUUUUUCUGGACCAAUCACGAAGAGACUCAAAGAACAAUCCCGGAUUAACUACAAACCAACUGCACGCCUUUAGGCGCCCGAUAUCAUACACCUCUUGAUCAGCUACCAUAGUUUCAGUAGCCUCAGUUUACUUGAGGCUGUGCAGAAUUAAGUCGAAUAUUUUUAUAGACUGAUUAUAAUAUAAAUGAGCGUUACUUUCUUUGAGCAGUUAAUUUGAUGAUGAUGAACUGUUUUUUUGUUAAGGUUUCAGUGUUUCAAAGCAGCUUGGAUGACCACAGUUCUUCACGAAGGCUUUAAGUUUCCUCAAAACUACAGCAAUUUACGUUCUGCCUUCUACAUUCGCGGUAAAGAGGUGCAAUGGACACUCGGUGCUAUACUUUAUCGGACAAGAUUUCUCCCUCUAAGGUAAGGCAACAAAGUUCCGCUCAGUUUGAAAGUUUGUUAGUUUUUAGCCAUUCGGUAAUGUCGCUCAUGAUCUGUUGACUAAACGAACGGCUGAUAAAUAAUCAAUAAAUCAGGGAAUAGAGUUCUAACUUUAUUUUGCAGUAUUUUGUAGCUACGUUCAUGACUGGAACGCUUUUCCGCAAGUUGUCUUCAAAUUACAACCAAAGUAAUUUCAGUGGCCAAUAGAUGAAUAUUCGAAGUGACUAACGACUCGCUACAAGCGAGGGAAAACGCGUGCUACCAAGUUGCAGUUGAUUGGUUUAUCAUUUGAUAGGUUAGAAUGUGGCGCGAGCUUCUUGACCAAUCACAGAUCGAAGUAGAGCGAAACGAUUUCAAUCUCAAAUUGCUUCCGACACUCCUUUGGAAAUUGCUUUCGUCCACAGUGGUUUCAUUAUAACACCGUUUUGUUUUAAAUUUACAGGGAAGUCCAGUUACACUCGCAGUACAAGAGCUCUUACCACGCUUUCUGGAGUUACGCCAGUGACCUUCAAUUCCGCAUAAUUCUCCUCGUGUGUAGCAUCACAGUCUUAGCCGCCAUAUUGCUCUACUGCCGGCGUCUACGGCGCAUGAGCAAGAAUUCUAGUAUCUGGCAUUUCGAUUCAUCGCCUGUGCUUUACAAAGUCGAUGUGAUACCCAGUAUUGAGAAGAUUCCAAUGAUAUGACAUAACGUGGACUGGUAUAGAAGGCCAUACUAACAUAUAGAAAUUAUGAAAAUGUAGAUCAUUGUACAAAGGAAUUACAAAGAGUUAUUAAACCUGAAGAAAAGAAAACGCUGAAAAAAGAC
This is a messenger RNA of Pocillopora meandrina, 7527 nucleotides long. The record is from the annotation of a GenBank genome assembly. NCBI's taxonomy places the organism in Eukaryota, Metazoa, Cnidaria, Anthozoa, Scleractinia, Pocilloporidae.